AUGUCCUUUUAUCAACCAAAAGUAAUAGAAAAAGAAAAAAAUUUGUUAUGCGAAUAGCAUCUAUAAUAAAUAGAAUAUGUGAACCUGGAUUCUUAAUUAUCAACAAAUCAAAGGCUCUUAUGCAAAUCAUGCUGCUAAUAGAAUCCAUCGAAUGCUAAGAUCGUGGAUUAUCAGUAGCUUAAAUAAGAUUUUGAUAACUAAUAAAAGGAUAGGAUUUCAUAAUAUUAAUAGAUAGUCUAGAUUCACAUAGAUAACAUUGAAAAGGUUUAGAACAUUAUAGACUCUGUAAAAACAAAAUUUAUUCAAUCACUUGAUGAUUAGCUUAUGCUAUUGAAAUAUUGGAUCAAUUAAUUAAUUAAUUCUAUAAGUUAAUACAGUUUUCUUGAAGAAUUAGAUUUCUUAACCUAAAAACAUAGACCAAUUACAAAUCCAAAAAAUAUUAUUGAAAGCAUUCAAAAAAUCAACAGCGAUUGUAAAUUUAAACUCGACCAAAAAUAGGAAUAAUUCAAAUUCUUACCAGAAAUCUAGAAAUCUUAGGAAAUAUUUGAAGAUCUUAAGAAUUACUGUCGGAAACUUGAAUUAGAAAUUAAUUCAUAAUGGAUGAAAUUAUCCACCUAAUAGGAAGAACAAGUUUAUAAAUGCAAAGAGGAUUUGUAUGAGAUUAUCGCGUAAUCGUAAGAUUUAGAUUCAUCAAUAAUGACCAUAUUAAUUAAGAUUUUUAAUAACGAAAAAAUCUCUGAUUGUAUAGGAUUUCUAUCAAGAAAUGAUAAUCAUGAGCUUUAUUAAUAAUACUUCAAUGAAGAAAUGAAUUUACAAUGCGUACUGCGGAACAUUAAGUAGAUUUACAACUUGAUGAAUAAUAUUAAUCAACAUGACUUUAGUUAAAAAGACUACUCAAAACAAUUAUAUCAAGAAAAGUAUCUCAUAAACAAAAUACAAUAAGAUAAGAAAAUCAUAGAAUUUUUAAAAUUCUUUGUUCAUCUUACAGCUUUUGAUAGUAAGUUUAUUUAAUGUGGAUCAAACGCCCUUAGUCUAUUAGUUGAACUAAAAGCUGAUCUAGACAAUUAAUGCUUUGAGAAUAUUAGAAUAUAAAAUACAAUUUUAAUUGGAGGAAAUUUUGUGCGAUGCAACUUAAGUGGAUCAGAAUUUAAUAAUGUAGAUAUUAGCGGAGUGAAUUUGAAUGGUGCUUAACUACACAAUUGUAAAUGGAAGAAUAUUAAAAUCCAUGAAUUGAAUAAAUUGGAUGGUCAUGUUGGACCAGUUUCAUCUGUAUGUAUCUCACCAGAUGGAAAUACAUUGGCAUCUGGUGGAGGUAGUAUUUAUGGAGAUGGUGAUAAGUCUAUAAAAAUAUGGGAUGUCAAAACAGGAUAAUUAAAAGACACAUUAAAAGGUCAUACUAAUUUUAUAAUGUCAGUCUGUUUCUCUCCUGUUGGAAAUACAUUAGCAUCUUGUAGUUGGGAUAAUUCUAUCCGUCUAUGGGAUGUCAAAACAGGAUAAUAAAAAGCAAAAUUAGAUGGUCAUACUCAUUAUGUUAUGUCAGUCUGUUUCUCUCCUGAUGGAAACACAUUGGCUUCUUGUAGUGGAGAUAAGUCUAUCCGUAUUUGGGAUGUCAAAACAGGAUAAUAAAAUGCCAAAUUAGAUGGACAUAGUGAGCCUGUUAUGACUGUCUGUUAUUCUCCUGAUGGAAAUACAUUAGCUUCUGGUAGUUGGGAUAACACUAUCCGUCUGUGGGAUGUCAAAACAAGAUAAUCAAAAGCCAAAUUCGAGGGUCAUAAUGAUACUGUUCGAUCAGUUUGUAUCUCUCCUGAUGGAAACACAUUGGCUUCAGGUAGUGAUGAUAGCUCAAUUCGUCUUUGGGAUGUUAAAACAGGAUAAUAGAAAGCCAAAUUGGAUGGACAUAGUGGAUUUGUUGUGUCAGUCAGUUUCUCAAUUGACGGAAAUACAUUAGCUUCUAGUAGCGGAGAUAGUUUUGGUAAGGAUAGCUCUAUCUGUCUAUGGGAUGUUAGCACAGGAUAAUAAAAAGCAAAAUUUAUGGGUCAUGAUUUGAAAGUUAACUAAGUCUGUUUCUUUCCUGAUGGAAAUAUAUUAGCAUCUGCAAGUGAAGAUAAGUCAAUCCGUCUAUGGGAUAUCAAAACAGGAUAUGAAAAAGCUAAAUUACAUCGUCAUGAUUCGUAAGUUAACUAAAUCUGUUUCUCUCCUGAUGGAUAUACAUUAGCAUCUGCAAGUGAAGAUAAGUGUAUCCGUUUAUGGGAUGUCAAAACAGGAUAAUAAAAAGCCAAAUUGGAUGGUCAUAGUAAUGGUAUCAAUUCAGUCUGUUUCUCUCUUGAUGGAACCACAUUAGCUUCUGGUAGUGAUGAUAAAUCAAUCCGUCUAUGGGAUGUCAAAACAGGUUAAUAGAAAACCAAAUUAGAUGGUCAUAGUGGAUAGGUUUAGUCGGUCUGUUUCUCUCCUGAUGGAAAUAUAUUCGCUUCUGGUAGUGAUGAUAAAUCAAUCCGUCUUUGGGAUGUCAAAACAGGAUCAUAAAAAGCCAAAUUGGAUGGUCAUAGUAAUGGUAUCAAUUCAGUCUGUUUCUCUCUUGAUGGAACCACAUUAGCUUCUGGUAGUGAUGAUAAGUCUAUCCGUAUUUGGAAUGUCAAAACAGGAUAAUAAAAAGCCAAAUUAGAUGGUCAUAGUGAGCCUGUUAUGACUGUCUGUUAUUCUCCUGAUGGAAAUACAUUAGCUUCUGGUAGUUGGGAUAAGUCUAUCCAUCUAUGGGAUGUCAAAACAGGAUAAUAAAAAGCCAAAUUAGAUGGUCAUACUAGCACUGUCUACUCAGUCUUUUUUUCUCCUGAUGGAAACACAUUGGCUUCUUGUAGUGGAGAUAAGUCUAUCCGUAUUUGGAAUGUCAAAACAGGAUAAUAAAAAGCCAAAUUAGAUGGUCAUAGUGAGCCUGUUAUGACUGUCUGUUAUUCUCCUGAUGGAAAUAAAUUAGUUUCUGGUAGUUUGGAUAACACUAUACGUCUGUGGCAUGCUAAAAAAUUUCAAUAAAAUAGUUCGAAUUAAGAAAGUGGUAUUUAUUUUCCUAUUUUAAGCCUUCAAUUAUAUAACAACACUCAUUAUAUCCUAAAAGGCAAUUUUCUAAGCUUAAGAAGCUAAAAUUCUGAAAGGGGAGUUUAUAAAUCAAUCAGGUAUUGAUUUAAAGACAUUAUUUAAACAAAAGGGUAGUUGCUUUUUGGAAAGCUUAUAGUAAAAGUGA
Messenger RNA from Paramecium pentaurelia, 3235 nucleotides. The record is from the annotation of a GenBank genome assembly. NCBI's taxonomy places the organism in Eukaryota, Ciliophora, Oligohymenophorea, Peniculida, Parameciidae.